CAAAAUAGAAAAGUAGCUAAGGGAAAUGAUAUUCUGGCGAAAAUCAAACUAUUUUUCUUCUCCAUGGAAUAGAAGUAUAGAACCCUAACUCUAAUUAAUUUCUCAUUUUCCUCUUCAAUCAAUGGAAGAUUCAAAAUCAAUCGAUGAUGACGACCAAUUUCUGGACGCUUUGGACGAAUUCCCCUUCUACGAUUGCUCAAACAAUUUCGAUUCAUCCCUCGAUUCCUCUUCUCAACCCUAUCUCUCUCCUCCUUUUUCCAAUUCAAAUUUCUCGGAAAAAGGGGGACUUCGUCGUCGCCAUUCACUUAAAACCCAAAAAUCAAAGGAUUCAGAUGAAGUCGAAUCCUCAUCAAAAACUAUAACUGAGAGUUUAAAUGAAGAAAAAGAGAGUUCUACAGCUACCAGGGAUGAGAUUAGUGAAGAAUCACCAUCUUCAUUGAGAGAAAGGGAAUCUGAAGAUGGGUCAUUUAAUUUAUUGAUUUAUCUUUCCGAAUUGAUAGUUAAAGCAAUUGGGUUUCAAUUUAAUCUGCUAAUUAAUUUUAUAAGCUUUCCUUUUUGGGUGCUGUAUUAUUCUUGUAUGUUUGCUAUAAACCCAUUAUAUGUAAUUGGGAUUGGUAAGAGCUUUUUUAUUGGAAAAAUUGCAAGACUAUGGAAACUUAUUGGUGAUACAUUGAGUCCAUUUAUGUCAGAAUGGCUAAAGAAGCAUGAAUUAUGGUUGGGUUUUGCUUUGCGCUGUGGCUGGGGAUUGUUUUGGUCAGUUUAUGUUUGCUCCAUAUUAGUUAUUUUGUUGAUUUCUUCAUUUGUGAUUGGUGGGUUGAUGAUGAGAUAUUAUGUUGUUGAAGAACCAUUUCAGUUAAAGCAAGGAUUGAACUUUGAUUAUACUAAAACAAAGCCUGUUGCUUUUGUGCCUAUUGUGAUUUGUUCUACUUCAGAAUGUACUGAUAAAAAUGAGAAUGUGGAUACUUCUAAAUUUGUUAGAGUUAUACCUCCUAAACAUAAGUUGCAGACAACUGUAACCAUGGUUUUACCCGAGUCGGAUUACAAUCGGAAUCUGGGGAUCUUUCAGGUGAGGGCAGAAUUCCUAUCUGAAAACGGCAAAUCGCUAGCCAGUUUCAGCCAUCCAUGCAUGUUAGCAUUCAGAAGCCAGCCACUCCGCCUUCUGUUAACAUUUUUUAAGAUUGUCCCACUUGUUGCCGGUUAUCUCUCCGAGACCCAAACUUUGAAGUUAACAUUCAGUGGAUACCGUGAAGGGGUCAUUCCUACCGCAUGCUUGAAGAUAACAAUGGAACAACGAGCAGAAUUUCGUCCUGGAGCUGGUAUUCCUGAAGUGUAUGAUGCGUUUGUACAUCUUGAAUCCGAACUCCCAUUCUUUAAACGAAUACUAUGGUAUUGGAGGAGAACUAUAUUUGUUUGGCUUAGUAUGACGAUAUUUGCAGUCGAGUUGGUGCUCGCUCUUUUAUGUUGCAGACCUGUCAUAAUGCCAAGAACAAGGUGUAAAAUUACUCGAACUCGAAGUAAUUGUUCCCUAACAAAUCGUCAAGUUCAAAGGUAGCUACUUCGAUUUCGGGUUUCUUGUAGCAGUCUUAGAGGUGUUCAUUCGGGUCAUCUGGUUGAUUUGGGUCAAGUAUUUUGGGUCGGUUCUUAAUCGGAUCUUGUGUUCACAUUGAUUUUUAUAUAAUAUAAAUUCUUUUUGAAGUCGGGUCAAGUCGGAUUCGGUUACAAGGUCAGGUGAAUAUCAGGUCGUCAGUGCUGUUUUGAACGCCUCUUUGUAGUCUAACUACCGCUGGUCGAUUUGUUUUUAUUCUUUUAUCAAAAUUUUGUUUGCUAAUUGUAUAAUGUUAUAGCAGUGGCUGUAUUUGUUCAUUUUGUGCAUAAGGUAAUUCAUCUUUGUAUACCCUUUUUUUGUUAACAGAACAGUUUCUAAUUCUAUACUUGAAUACUGGUAUAUUACUGUUUGUAAUCUGAGAGGUCCUUUUGUAUAGUUACCACUUACCAGUUAGGAAAUAAGAUGAUGAAAUUUCAUUCUUA
This is a messenger RNA of Amaranthus tricolor (Joseph's coat), 2028 nucleotides long. RefSeq names its product seipin-2-like. The transcript has 2 exons. The record is from RefSeq and is a predicted model, not a curated record. Gene Ontology annotation, biological process: lipid droplet organization; lipid storage. Lineage: Eukaryota; Viridiplantae; Streptophyta; Magnoliopsida; Caryophyllales; Amaranthaceae. Gene Ontology annotation, cellular component: endoplasmic reticulum membrane. Bases 122 to 1552 code for a protein of 476 amino acids.